UCGCACUCAAACUAGAAUAUGGACUGGUUGGUAUUUCUGACAGUGGCGCUUGGAUUCGAUAUAGUUGCAACGAAACCUACAACUAGUUAUGAUUACUAUCGCCUGCCGACGUCUUUACGUCCGGAGAAAUAUCACUUACGGGUUUUGACUCACCUGGACAACCCCAACGAACUUACUUUCUCGGGUUCCGUUAAAAUUCUUAUUGACGCACUGAGGAAUACAAAGAACAUAACGCUGCACUCCCUGAAUCUUCGCAUAGACGAGACCCAGAUAACUCUCAAGCAAAUCAGUGGCAUUAAGAAGGAUAAUUGUAUAUCCUCGACGGCGGUGAACCCUGUCCACAAUUAUUACAUCCUCAAUACCUGUCAGGAGUUAGUGGCUGGUAAUGUUUACGAGCUGAGUAUGCCCUUUGCCGCCGAUUUAAACAGACAAAUGGAGGGUUACUAUCGCAGCUCCUACAAGGAUCCUGUAACUAAUUUAACAAGGUGGCUUUCUGUGACUCAGUUCGAACCUGCUUCCGCUCGCUCGGCUUUUCCGUGCUUCGAUGAGCCUGAACUUAAAUCAAAAUUUAUAAUUACUCUGGGAUACCAUAAAAAAUACACAGCCUUAAGCAAUAUGCCCGUAAAGGAAACCAAGCCCCACGAAUCACUUAAAGAUUAUAUCUGGACUGAGUUCGAAGAAUCCUUGCCAAUUUCUACCUAUCUUGUUGCCUACUCUGUGAACGAUUUUUCUCACAAAACUUCUACUCAACCAGGGGGACCUCUUCUCCGCACUUGGGCCAGAUCAAAUGCCAUCGACCAGUGCGAUUAUGCAGCUGAGUUUGGACCCAAAGUUCUGCAACACUUUGAGGAAUUUUUCGGUGUCAAGUUUCCCCUCCCCAAAGUGGAUCAGAUAGCAGUACCCGAUUUCGAUGAGGGCGCAAUGGAAAAUUGGGGUCUAAUUACGUACAGGGAAAUUUCACUUCUCUACUCCGAAAAUCACAGUUCCCUGGAAGCCAAGGAGAAGCUGGCAGAGGUAGUGGCCCACGAGAUGGCCCAUCAGUGGUUCGGCAACAUGGUGACGAUGAAGUGGUGGACGGAUCUGUGGCUAAAGGAAGGAUUCGCCACCUAUCUGGCAUCGUUAGGCGUUGCAAAAAUCCAUCCCGAGUGGAAUAUAUUGGACAGAGAAAUGAUAAAUAAUAUUUUUUUAACCUUUGGCUUGGAUGCUCUGGAGAGCAGUCACCCCAUAUCCCGGCCCAUCAAACUAAUUUCCGAUAUUGCGGAAAGCUUCGAUGCAAUUUCCUACAAGAAAGGAGGCGCGGUACUCCGCAUGAUGCAUUUAUUUCUGGGAGAAGAGGCCUUCCGCUUUGGUGUGAAACAAUACAUUCAGUUGAAUUCCUAUAGAAAUGCAGAGCAAGACAAUCUGUGGCAAUCACUCUCAAAAGCUGCUCACCAGUUUGGCGCCUUGGCGAAGGACUAUGAUAUCAAAACCAUAAUGGACUCGUGGACUUUGCAAACGGGUUAUCCUGUAGUCCAUAUAACCCGGAAUUAUUCAGCGAGGAUCGCUAAAGUUAGUCAGGAGAGAUUUUUCCUAAACCCAAAAGUAUCCCCUGUCCACCGAAAAAAGUGCUGGUGGGUGCCCCUGAGCUACACCUCCCAAGACAAAAGGGACUUCAACAGCACUGCGCCAAUGGCUUGGAUGGAGUGUACGAAUAAAGGCGCAAGUCUUCCGAAAACUAUUUCUAACUUACCCCAGUCUGAUCAGUGGGUGAUCUUCAACAUUCAGCUGUCCAGCUUCUAUAAAGCCAAUUAUGAUGCUCAGAACUGGAAGCUGUUGAUCAAAACCCUAACCGAAGGAGACUUUGAGAGUAUUCACGUUAUCAACAGAGCUCAGCUGGUCGACGAUGUCCUGCAUUUUGCCAGGACGGGAAUGCAAAGCUAUGAAGUGGCCUUGGAACUCGUUUCGUAUUUAAAACGAGAGAGGGAGUAUUUGCCUUGGAAUGCAGCCAUUCUUAGUCUUCAGCAUUUGGGUCGUCUUCUCCGGGGCACACCGCACGUUAAGUUGUUUAAGCGCCUGAUGAGAAAAUUGCUUACCCCACUUUACCAGCACCUAGGCGGUAUCGACGGCAACUCUCAAUCAACCCAAAAUCAGGAUCAAAUCCUUUUAAAAGCCAUUAUCAUACAUUGGGCUUGUCAAUAUGAUGCUUCAGAUUGUGUAGCAAAGUCAUUAGCCCAUUUCAGAAGGUGGAAAUCAGAGACUUAUCCGGAUGAAAAAAAUCCCAUUCCAAUAAACAUACGUGCCAGUGUUUAUUGUGCCGCAAUUAAGAAUGGAACUAAGGAGGAUUGGCAGUUCCUUUGGACAAGAUUCCUAAAAUCCAAUGUGGCUUCCGAACAAGGAAUCAUUUUAAUCGCCUUGGGCUGUUCACAGGAUGCGAAAUUGUUGCAGCGAUAUUUGGAGCUUAUUUUCGAUCCUGCAGAAGUUAUCCGCAAACAGGACUCUGGCCUUAGUUUCGCAUCCGUGGUUUCCGGGGAAGUAGGCAUGCCUCUUGGCAUGAAGUAUUUCAUGGACAACGUGGAGCGGAUAUUCCAACUCUAUAACCCAUCUGUUGGUAAUAUGGGCACUAUUUUGAUAGCGUGUUCUGUUAUAACCGAUCGCAGACAGUAUAACGAAUUCAAAGCAUUUGUCAAAAAAUCGAGAAGGUUUUUCAAAGGCUUGGAACAGACUAUUGGCCAGACCAUGGAAGCUAUUCUUAUGAACGUCCAAUGGAUGGAACAAUCGUCUAAGCAGCUCUCCCGAUUUUUGGUGAAGUACACUUAAAUAAAAAAGCCACUAAACUUUUCUUAAGUGAAAAA
Molecule: messenger RNA, 2831 nt
Organism: Drosophila ananassae
Lineage: Eukaryota; Metazoa; Arthropoda; Insecta; Diptera; Drosophilidae
Product: aminopeptidase N
Exons: 6
Coding region: 19-2796 (925 amino acids)
Biological process (GO): peptide catabolic process; proteolysis
Cellular component (GO): cytoplasm
Molecular function (GO): zinc ion binding; peptide binding; metalloaminopeptidase activity
Source: RefSeq, a predicted model, not a curated record